GCAGUUGUGGGUCCGCAAGGCUCUAAAUUAUUUUAUGAAGAACUUCCAUUGAAAAAGGCUGAGAAAGAGAAAUAAGAAGAGAAAGCGACCGAUAGAUUCUCUGUAUGCUACAACCAGAAUCGGAAUCAAAAUCGCCAUAGUUGUUUUUUGGGUUUUACAUAGGAACCUAAAUAGAACCUUUAACACAGAACUUCACAGCAAUUCCUCCUACGAAGGUCUUCUAAUCGGCGCCGGCUCGAGCUCAUACUAUCACAAUGUCAAGCAAAAUUGAACUUCAGGAUCCUUUGAUUGAAGAUGUGAAAGUUCCAACAACCCGAUCUGGACCUGAAACUUCCAAUAAAACAAGUUCGAAGAAAAGAAAGCGAGGAGGAAAUCAUGAUCAGGAGGGGCCCAAGGAAAAGAUUAACGAAGUUGCGAAAAGGAAGAAGCAUUCCUCUUUUAAUGACGAGGAUAUUGAUGUCGAGGCUGGUCUUAACAAUGCAAUCGCAAAGAUGAAUGAUCAUUUAUUAGUUGAUUAUGUCGCAAGUCAAACAAGAAGAUUCGAAAGUGAUCUUAGUUCCGUUGAAUUAGAAGAUCGAUACAUACCAGUCGCUGCUGUGCAGGAUACUACAUCAUGGACGAAACCACGAAGUCUCGACAAUCUACCUGAGUUCUUGGAGAAAUUCUCUGAUAACACAACAAAACUUUGGUCUGCAUCGAAGAAGAAUGGAUCACCACACACAAUCAUUGUUACUGCUGCAGGACUCAGAGCAGCCGAUCUCGCCAGAGCGGUACGGAAAUUUCAAACCAAGGAUGUGAAAGUUGCAAAGUUAUUUGCAAAACACAUCAAGCUUAAGGAUUCCAUUGGAUUUCUAAAAUCUUCAAGGACCGGAAUCGCUGUCGGCACACCCCAGAGAUUGAAGGAUUUGAUGGAUGAAGGGUCGCUUGCUGUCGAUAGGUUGGAGAGAAUUGUUAUCGAUGCCUCUCAUAUUGAUCAAAAAAAGAGGGGUAUACUUGAAAUGAAAGAGACACAGGUCCCUUUAACAACUUGGCUAGGCCAGAAACUGUUCAGGGAGAGAUAUGAAGGCUCCACGGACAAGUUGCAAGUUUUAUUUUACUGACGGCAAUUGUCAAUCCCUUUCAUAAAAUUUUACAAUAGAAUUUUUAAUAAAAGAAGAUAAUCAUAAUCAGAGGAAGGUGCA
Messenger RNA from Botrytis cinerea B05.10, 1181 nucleotides. RefSeq lists its product as hypothetical. The record is from RefSeq and is a predicted model, not a curated record. The coding region runs from base 255 to 1100 and encodes 281 amino acids. The transcript has 3 exons. Gene Ontology annotation, cellular component: nucleus; 90S preribosome. Lineage: Eukaryota; Fungi; Ascomycota; Leotiomycetes; Helotiales; Sclerotiniaceae.